Dromiciops gliroides (monito del monte) is the source of this 368-nucleotide messenger RNA. RefSeq names its product biogenesis of lysosome-related organelles complex 1 subunit 2-like. Gene Ontology annotation, molecular function: gamma-tubulin binding. The record is from RefSeq and is a predicted model, not a curated record. Lineage: Eukaryota; Metazoa; Chordata; Mammalia; Microbiotheria; Microbiotheriidae. The transcript has a single exon. The coding region runs from base 27 to 368 and encodes 113 amino acids. Gene Ontology annotation, biological process: endosomal transport; lysosome localization. Gene Ontology annotation, cellular component: BORC complex; BLOC-1 complex; gamma-tubulin complex.
ACAGUGGUGGAGACGCCAAGGAGGCCAUGGAGCCCGCUGAGGAGGACAUCAUGGAGCUGUGCCAGGACAUGUUCUCCAAAAUGGCCACUUACCUGACGGGCGAGCUGAAGGCUACCAGUGAAGACUAUAAACUUCUGGAAAAUAUGAACAAACUGACUAGCUUGAAGUACAUAGAAAUGAUAGAUAUUGCAGUAAACAUAAGUAGAAGCCUAAAGGACUUAAACCAGAAAUAUGCAGGACUUCAGCCUUAUCUGGAUCAGAUAACGUUAAUUGAAGAGCAAGUAGCAGCUCUUGAGCAGGCAGCCUACAAGUUGGAUGUAUAUUCAAAGAAACUAGAAGCAAAGUACAAGAAGUUAGAGAGGCGAUGA